Messenger RNA from Penicillium pulvis, 1800 nucleotides. Its product is annotated as Sterol O-acyltransferase ACAT/DAG/ARE. The transcript is spliced from 4 exons. Lineage: Eukaryota; Fungi; Ascomycota; Eurotiomycetes; Eurotiales; Aspergillaceae. Gene Ontology annotation, cellular component: endoplasmic reticulum membrane. Gene Ontology annotation, biological process: ergosterol metabolic process. The record is from RefSeq and is a predicted model, not a curated record. Gene Ontology annotation, molecular function: ergosterol O-acyltransferase activity. The coding region runs from base 1 to 1800 and encodes 599 amino acids.
AUGAUAUCCUCGGACCAGGGUGACCUUCUACAAGAACAAUUCGUGUCCACCUCCACGUCUAGCGACUUAGAGCUUGAUGAAGCUCCAAACGGACAAAGUGUGUCGGUGAAGCUCCAGGAGACAGAUCAAGCAGGUCAAUACUUGUUAACGGCGGAGGACGCCAAGCUGCUCCAGGAAGUUCUCCAUCACAAAUUACAUCUCGAGAGCACUGGUGGCCUAGAUUCAGAAACACGUCGCUUUCGCUUUCAAGAUUUGGAGUUUACUCGGCAGCUAAGCACCUUUGACCGUCAAAAUCCAAACUUUUAUUCCUCCCAAUUUCAUGGGUUUUUCACCCUUUUUUGGCUUGGGGUGGCUUUGCUGCUGGUCAAGAUCGCUGCCAACAACUGGAGGGUCUACGGCACUCUCUGGGGCAAAAAUGAGAUUAUCCACCUGAUGUUCCGCAAAGAUGUCCUAGUUUUAGGCAUAUCGGACUUUGUUUUAUGUUGGUCGACAAUCCUUUGUCUCGGUCUCCAGCGGGCCGUUCUCCGGGGAUAUCUACGGUGGAGCGUUCUGGGGUGGCUCAUUCAAAAUAUCUGGCAGACGGCAUACCUGGCUAUUGCUGUUUGGUGGACUUAUCAUCGUGACUGGCCAUGGACACAUACUGUUUUCAUGGUCUUACAUUGUUUAACGAUGCUGAUGAAGCAGCAUAGUUAUUCUUCCUUCAAUGGGUACUUAUCUGAGCUGUACAGAAAGCGGGAGUUAUUAACGAUCCGGUUGCGGCGGUUAGACAAGCACAGCGAUGAAAAAAAUCGGUCUCUUUUACAUACCUCUGCGAGAGGCACGGGGGGUGAUCUGGACAUCGCUUGCCCUAAUCAAAUUAAACAUCGGCAACCUAUCGACCAUCAAAGCUCUGUGGAUCACCGAAGCUUUCGGAGAUCCAGUGCUACAGACCAUCUCCUGGCACUCUCGGGGAGAAUUGAGAGCGGGACCCCAUUGGGGAAAGACCAGAUGGAAUCUUUGAGAGCGUUACUUGAACGCGAGAUUGAGCUUUUGUCCGACGGCCUUCGAGGCCAUUCUUCGUCGACGAAUCAUUAUCCUCGGAACUUGACCAUUAGUAAUUUCUGCGACUUCAUCACGCUGCCCACAUUGGUCUAUGAGCUAGAGUAUCCGCGAACAGAGCGCGUGAACUGGGUCUAUGUGGCCGAAAAGACCGCGGCCACCUUUGGUAUCAUUGUGGUCAUGAUUGCCAUCUCGCAAAAUUGGAUAUAUCCGGUCGUCAUGUCGACCUUGCAGAUGAAGGAGAAAGGAUUCACGAUGCAGCAGAGAUUACAGGAGUUUCCGUGGGUUUUAAGCGAAUUAUUAUUUCCUUUUAUGAUGGAGUAUCUCCUGGCAUUCUAUGUGAUCUGGGAAUGUGUGCUCAAUGCAUUAGCAGAGAUCACCCGAUUUGCUGAUCGUGGAUUCUAUGCCGACUGGUGGAACUCGGUCUCAUGGGAUCAGUUUGCCCGUGACUGGAAUCGUCCAGUGCAUAACUUCCUACUGCGCCAUGUCUAUCACAGCUCGAUCAGCACAUUUCACCUCUCUCGUGUGUCAGCCAGCUUGAUGACAUUUCUCCUAUCAGCAUGUGUACAUGAAUUAAUCAUGCUGUGUAUCUUCCGACGUCUCCGAGGCUAUUUGUUAAUUCUGCAAAUGUCACAGCUUCCACUUGUCUCAUUGAGCCGAACCCGCCUGAUGCGAGGUCGAAGGCUUGUGGGCAAUAUCUUCUUCUGGUUGGGGAUCUUUACUGGGCCCAGUCUGUUGUGCAGUUUGUAUCUGAUAAUCUAG